Vanrija pseudolonga is the source of this 1864-nucleotide messenger RNA. RefSeq names its product DNA-directed RNA polymerase III subunit RPC3 (gene POLR3C). Lineage: Eukaryota; Fungi; Basidiomycota; Tremellomycetes; Trichosporonales; Trichosporonaceae. Gene Ontology annotation, molecular function: single-stranded DNA binding. The coding region runs from base 57 to 1811 and encodes 584 amino acids. The transcript has 5 exons. The record is from RefSeq and is a predicted model, not a curated record. Gene Ontology annotation, cellular component: RNA polymerase III complex. Gene Ontology annotation, biological process: DNA-templated transcription.
UGCAUCUCGCCUCUCCACUCCUCGCGCGGCUCGCCCAGCCCACAGGCGACAGCGACAUGGACGCAAUCAACACGAACGGCAAGGAUGCCGUCAGGCUGUGCGAGCACAUUGUGCGCCACGCCUUCGGCGACGUUGUGGGACGCGUGGCGUCGACGCUCCUCAACCGCGGCCGCUGUACCGCCGCCACCGUGUACCGUCUCGCGGGCAUCUCUCGCCAGACGGCCAACGCCGCGCUCCUCAUCCUCAUCCAGCACAACCUCGUCGGCUCGACCGGCGCGUCGCACCGCGACCUGCCCGAGGAGGACAUGUACGAGUUUGACGUCUCCGAGUGUCUCCUCCGUCUGCGCUGGCCACGGAUCCUUGCGCUCACGGAGCAGAACUAUGGCGAAGAGGCUCUCCUGGUCGUCCGCCAGCUGCUUCUCUACGGCAAGCUCACGACGCCCGAGGUCUUGACCGUUAGCAAUGCAACUGUCGACAGGCAAAAAACCCUGUCGUUGCGCAAGACCGUCGUCAAGUUGUUGCGGCGAGGCUACAUUGAGCCCACCUGCGCUGAACUUUUGAUCCUGCGCUCGGACCAGAUUGACAGGCGGUACAAGGUGGGCAGAGUUGCACCGUCUUGGAAUCUUACGAACUCGCCACAGGCGAAGCUCGCAGAAAAGUCUGCGUCAGCUGGCACGAAGCUGCACUCGGUCAACGUCCUGGCCGAGCUUAGGAGGACCGCAGCCCAUGAGAUUGACGAGGAGCGCAAGCAGUUCCGUGACCCCGCCUCGGCCCUUCGCCAGGUCACCAACAAGGUCGGCAAGAAGGGAUCGUCUAGCGCGAUGAAGACCAAGGAGAAGGUGGACGACUCGGACUUUGAGGUGCACGACCACAUCCCACUCCGAGUCAACUAUGACAAGUUCAACGUCUUGAUCCGAAACGAGAUGCUCAUCAAGGCGGCAGAGGACCGCUGGAACGCUGCCGCGGCCGAGGUGCUGCGUGCGGUGCUUCAGGCCUCGAUCGAACACCAGAAGGAGCCGAAGGAGCUGCGGACAGAAGAGGGCGUCGGUAUCAACAAGAUUGUCGACCAGAUCCCGACCUCGCAGCACAAGCUGCUCAUGGCAGGUAUCACAGGAGUGGGCAGCAAGGGCAUCCCCGAGAUUGUGCGCCAGUACCUCGCCGUCAUGUCUGGAGACGACCUGGCAACAGAUCAGACGGGCUCACGAUUCCUGUCGCACUCGGAUCACUCCAGUCCCGUGUACUGGGUGCAGAUUGAGAAUAUCUGCACGUCGCUCAAGGCGAGCUUGCUCAUCGAGCUGGUGCGGGAACGGAUCGACGACAAGGCAGCGCGUGUGCUGGCUGUCGUCGCGCGUGCUCGCUACGCUAGUGAAACCAUGGUCCGCGACUGCGCCAUGAUUCCACUGCGCGAGGCACGGCACAUUCUCUCAGAGCUGCAAAAGCUCUCGCUCAUCGAGAUCCAGGAGGUGCCAAAGACGGCUGCAAAGGGACGCAACAUGUUCCCCGGCAGUGACUACCACCUCUGGGGUAUCGACCUGCGCAAGGCGUACGGCUUCUUGCUGUCGGGCGUGUACAAGACGCUGGCGAACAUUGUGCAGAGGCGAUCACGCGAGAUGGAGAAGCGAGCGGCGCUGCUGGCCAAGCUCGACCGACCCGACCUCCAGGGAGCGAUUGAGCAGUACCUCAACGCCAAGGACCAGACCGACCUGGCCGAGCUCAACAACGCGACAACUAUGCUGUCGCUGGCUGAGACGCGAACAGAUCUCGUGGUCAUGAUGCUUCGAGAUCUGCCCGGUGGUGUUCCGCCAAGGUAGGGUGGGAAUACAUCAGAAACUAUAGACACCCAUAUGGCAUUGAUACUAGUUGC